CGCAGCUCUCAUGGCCACGUCUCAAAACUCUUUGUAGGCUACGCAAACUAACACUCUGAAGGCAGGGGAUGUUUGCCUAAAGACCGUGAAUGUAAUACAACAGUUAGUUUCAGAGCUCUGCUCACUCAUUGCGGUCUCGUCGCCCAGCAACACAGCGGAGAAGCAGCUCACACAGAGAGUCUCCGGCAUGCCGCGCUUCAGACUGACGCCACCGACCGUGGUGUUCCUGCUGCUUCUUCAGGGAGUGGCUGUGGUGCUGCUGUUUGGAUGGUAUGUCCAGCUCCCUUGUGGUAGCCCUCCUUCCCAGGGCAAGGUCCACGUGCUCCUGCUGUCCUCAUGGCGGUCUGGAUCCUCCUUCCUGGGCCAGGUGUUCAGCCAGCACCCGUCUGUCUUCUACCUGAUGGAGCCAUCGUGGCAUGUGUGGACCACUCUGCAGAUGCCUGGAGCCCGGGCACUGCGCAUGGCGGUGAGAGACCUGAUGCGCAGCGUCUUCCAGUGUGACAUGUCUGUCAUGGAUGCCUACACUCCCGCCCAGCACAACAUGUCAGCUCUCUUUAUGUGGAGCCACAGCCGUGCCCUGUGCUCUCCCCCUGCCUGCCAGCUCACACCCCGCCACCUCUUCAGCAACGAGACAGAGUGCAAGCAGAAGUGUGACAGGCCUGGCCUGCAGGGGGCAGAAGAGGCCUGUCGGACCUACAGCCAUGUGGUGCUCAAAGAGGUGCGCUUCUUUGAGCUAGACUCCCUGUACCCUCUCCUGCAGGACCCCACUCUGGACCUGCGCAUCAUCCACCUUGUGAGAGACCCGCGGGCUGUGGCGCGCUCCAGGGAGCAGUCAGCCAAAGCCCUAGUGAAGGAUAAUGCCCUGGUCUUGGAGCAAGGCAACACCAAGGUGGAUGACACUCAGUAUCGCGUCAUGCAGGAGAUAUGCCGCAGCCACAUCCGCAUCCACGAGAGGGCCAUGCUCAAACCUCCAGACUUUCUACGUGGACGUUACAAGAUGGUACGCUACGAGGACAUGGUGAGAGACCCCUUGACAGUGAUUGACAGUAUGUAUCAGUUUGUGGGGCUGGAGAUGACACAGUCACUACAGGAGUGGAUCUAUAAGGUCACCCACGGUAAGGGCAAGGGCACCAAGAAGGAGGCCUUCCAAAUCACCUCCCGCAACGCAGCAGACGUCUCUCAGGCUUGGCGUACUACUUUGCCCCAUGACAAGGUAAGGAACAUCCAGGAGGUGUGUAAGGGCGCCAUGUCUUUGCUGGGGUAUAGGACCGUUGACAGUGAGAAAGAACAGAAGAAACUUGACGUGGACCUUCUGACUCCCCGUGAACGAUAUCACUUCAGCUGGCUCCCUUCCAAAACUGACAAACAAUGAGUAGAUAAUAUUUUCAGAGACCAAAUCACACUGAAAUGUAUUUGUGGGAAUGAGAACAAUGCAACUAUUCACCAACAAGAGGGUGUCAAUAUCCAUCCCCUAAGGGAAAUAGAACUGGAAAAAGAGCUUGGAGGCCAGUAUUGGUUAGGGGUUAAUGCAAAGUUCCCCAAUAGGUGAUCCACGGAACAUAAAAUACAGUCAAAUCACCAGGAAAUCAGCUCAAAAUGAUUUUAAUUUAGGAAAUCCAUGCCCAAGUAUUUACACUAAUAAAUAGAGAGGCAUAUGUGAUCGUAUCCCAGUGUAAUCAAGGUUUGAAAUGAUUCUGUUUUUGUCAAAUACUAUAUCUGAUGAGUCUGUUUUUGUCAAAUACUAUAUCUGUUUGGGAUUCUUGCGAUCAGUUAUUCCAGCCCCCCUGACCAUCCACUCAAGGAAAUAUCAGCCCAAGGCUGAAUGUAAUUGGGGACCCCUGGGUUAAUGCAUGUCAACGAGAUGUAGAUCUGCUUUGGUUUAUGUUUACAGAGACUAAUGGUUAUGUUGUUUUAUUUUCUCAAUUCUAAUCUUUCUUUUUGUCAUUGUUGUAAUGUUCUAUAAAGUACUGAAAUAAUGGUUAGUGUUUGGGGAAGGAAUGAAAGAGUUAGGCAUGUCUUAAAUCACAUUGAUUUCCAACCUACACAUACCGGAGCCAGAGAUGAAGCCCAGCUCCGUGGCAUGAUGUUAUUCCUGACCGGGGUU
This is a messenger RNA of Oncorhynchus nerka (sockeye salmon), 2104 nucleotides long. It is a transcript of the gene chst6, whose product is annotated as carbohydrate sulfotransferase 6. The record is from RefSeq and is a predicted model, not a curated record. The transcript is spliced from 2 exons. Gene Ontology annotation, cellular component: Golgi membrane; trans-Golgi network. The coding region runs from base 188 to 1372 and encodes 394 amino acids. Gene Ontology annotation, molecular function: N-acetylglucosamine 6-O-sulfotransferase activity. Gene Ontology annotation, biological process: sulfur compound metabolic process; N-acetylglucosamine metabolic process; carbohydrate metabolic process. NCBI's taxonomy places the organism in Eukaryota, Metazoa, Chordata, Actinopteri, Salmoniformes, Salmonidae.